Hemicordylus capensis (graceful crag lizard) is the source of this 837-nucleotide messenger RNA. RefSeq names its product spermatogenesis and oogenesis specific basic helix-loop-helix 2 (gene SOHLH2). The transcript is spliced from 7 exons. Lineage: Eukaryota; Metazoa; Chordata; Lepidosauria; Squamata; Cordylidae. Bases 319 to 837 code for a protein of 172 amino acids. The record is from RefSeq and is a predicted model, not a curated record. Gene Ontology annotation, cellular component: nucleus. Gene Ontology annotation, biological process: regulation of DNA-templated transcription; spermatogenesis. Gene Ontology annotation, molecular function: RNA polymerase II cis-regulatory region sequence-specific DNA binding; protein dimerization activity; DNA-binding transcription factor activity, RNA polymerase II-specific.
CCAUCCCGCCGUGGAGAAGCGUAGCGUUGGAAAACUUAACGCAGGAAGAACCCCCUUUCUUUUUAAAUUUGUUUUGUUAAGGGAGUAUGUGUAAAGUGAUGCCUCUCUCCAAGACCGCAGAGGAAGUAACGCCGGCCCUCAGGGAAUGUUAGGGUAUCUGAACUCUCUAUCACCACGGAAUAUGCAGGAUAAGGAUGAAAACGUAAGCAUAAGAACUUUGGAAAGCAGAACUGACAAAAUGUUAUGCUGGAAAUAUGAAGAUUGAUCACACGGGAAACAUUCCCUGACUUGGCUGAUUGGUUUGUGUUUUUGAGCAAGAUGGCUGUCAGUGGAGAAAAGCUUUCAUCCUGUGACUCUGGGAAGAAUAAUAUUCUUUCUUUACUUCAUUCCAGGAAGGAAAAGCUAAGACGAGAACGGAUUAAGAAUUGCUGUGAACAGCUGCGGACACUCCUGCCUUGUGAAGAAGGAAGAAAGAAUGACGUUGCAUCUGUUCUCGAGGCAACAGUUGCCUAUAUGAGUGAUCUUCAAGCUAUCAUUCCUCAGGAUGUAGCAUUUCAGAUUGCAAAGAGCCUGAGAAACAACAAAAGGUUUUCCAAAAGACAGCUGUUGUCUAAAGAUCCAGCACCAUUGAACUUUUCUCCUGUACCAAGGAACAACGCAGUGUUGAUGAUUGAACCAAGAAGUAAGAAGAGUGAAAUAUCUAUCUCCAAAACUAAGUCGCCAUCCUUUUCUACUAAAGCAGAUUGCUAUGCUGGAGAGAGGACAGAUAUAACCUCAUUUUUCGUGUCUAAAGAAAUUAAGACCAUUGAGAAGCUUAACAUUGAUGUUAACUUUUAA